AUGCUGGGCACGGUGAAGAUGGAAGGGCACGAGGCUCCGGACUGGAGCGGAUACUACAGCGAGGAGGUCUACUCUCCAAUGACAGGCGGUGGGAUGGGUUCUGGUCUUGCGAUGGGCUCCAUGUCUGGCUACAUGUCCAGCAGUGGGACCACAUCGGGUUCCUUCAACAUGUCGUACAGUGGAACCGGUCUGAGUCCCGCACCCGUAGGAGGGAUGGGCGGUUCGGCUCCAGCAGCCAUGUCGGGUCUGGGUGGGGGUGUGGCCUCAAUGGGCGGGGCCCUGAGCCCGUCCAGUAUGAGCUCGGUGUCAGCCCAGCAGGCAUCGAUGGGCCUGAACCCAUAUGGGGGCAUGAGUCCCACCAUGAGCCCAGGCAUGGCGUACAGCGGCGGCGGACUGAACCGAGCCCGCGACAACAAGGCGUUCAGACGGAGCUACCCGCAUGCCAAACCCCCCUACUCCUACAUCUCGCUCAUCACCAUGGCAAUCCAGCAGGCGCCCAGUAAGAUGCUGACUCUGAGCGAGAUCUACCAAUGGAUCAUGGACCUGUUCCCGUACUACCGGCAGAACCAGCAGCGCUGGCAGAACUCCAUCCGGCACUCGCUGUCCUUCAACGACUGCUUCGUCAAGGUGUCGCGCUCACCAGACAAACCGGGGAAGGGCUCCUACUGGACCCUGCACCCGGAUUCUGGGAACAUGUUUGAGAACGGCUGCUACCUGCGCCGCCAGAAGAGGUUCAAGUGUGAGAAGAAGAUGUCGUCGAAAUCAGACGGGAGGAAGGAGCAAGGGGGCGCGGGGGGAGGUGGUGGGGGAGGAGGAGUGUCUCCUACAGGGGACUCCAUCAAACCUCCAGGACUCCUGGACUCUUCAAUGCCCUCCUCCAGCCAGGCAGCCUCGCCUCCCGGUCUGGACCUGCGGGGCAGCGUCGUCGGGGCAUCAGACCUGAAGGUGUCUGGCUCCCAGCUCCUGUCCUCCCUGUCGUUGCCCCCCCACUCCAUGGCGCAUGAAUCCCAGCUGCACAUCAAAGGAGACCCCCACUACUCCUUCGACCACCCGUUCUCCAUCAACAACUUAAUGUCGUCCUCAGAGCAGCAGCACAAACUGGACCUGAAGGCCUACGAGGCACUGCAGUACUCCUCCUACAGCACCGGGGGAGCUUCCAGCCUUGGAGGGAGGACCAUGGAGCCUCUGGAGGCCUCCUACUACCAGGGGGUCUAUCCCAGACCGCUCCUCAACACCUCGUAG
Messenger RNA from Seriola dumerili (greater amberjack), 1242 nucleotides. RefSeq names its product forkhead box A1 (gene foxa1). Lineage: Eukaryota; Metazoa; Chordata; Actinopteri; Carangiformes; Carangidae. The record is from RefSeq and is a predicted model, not a curated record. The transcript has 2 exons. Gene Ontology annotation, biological process: cell differentiation; anatomical structure morphogenesis; regulation of transcription by RNA polymerase II. Gene Ontology annotation, molecular function: RNA polymerase II cis-regulatory region sequence-specific DNA binding; protein domain specific binding; DNA-binding transcription factor activity, RNA polymerase II-specific. The coding region runs from base 1 to 1242 and encodes 413 amino acids.